AUGCCGCUCGAGGAUGCCUAUUGCAGCAAUGUGGUCAUCAAGAAAGCCGAUUGCACCGAGGUGAGUUUUGCUAAACCGCCGGUCGACUACGAUAACCUUGGCUACUGGAGCCUGACCGCGUACAACAUGGAAGACUACCUGGGCACCGACAGCGCGGCUCUGAGCGCCUACAAGGCGGAGUCCAAUGAUGACGGCAGCUUCUCGAUCUUCGUGGGCAACAACCAGGACUGUAAGUCGAAGGCCAAUCAGAUCGACAUGCCCGAAGGCGGCGCAGCCCUGAUUCUGCGCGUGUAUCGUCCGACCAGUCUUGAAGCCGCGAAGGAAUUCGAGACCAAGCUCGUGGCCGACAACAAUGGGAAGUGA
This is a messenger RNA of Prorocentrum cordatum, 363 nucleotides long. Lineage: Eukaryota; Dinophyceae; Prorocentrales; Prorocentraceae. The record is from the annotation of a GenBank genome assembly.